Aspergillus oryzae RIB40 is the source of this 1764-nucleotide messenger RNA. RefSeq lists its product as uncharacterized. Gene Ontology annotation, biological process: fatty acid metabolic process. Bases 1 to 1764 code for a protein of 587 amino acids. The record is from RefSeq and is a predicted model, not a curated record. Lineage: Eukaryota; Fungi; Ascomycota; Eurotiomycetes; Eurotiales; Aspergillaceae. Gene Ontology annotation, molecular function: medium-chain fatty acid-CoA ligase activity. The transcript is spliced from 5 exons.
AUGGCACUACACACUUCCGUUAUCACGACUGGUCCCAUUACUCCCUAUGUGGAGUUGAAGGCGGAUGAGGGUGGAGAAUUCAUUGUUCAUGGACCUACAGAGCCGCCAUUACAGGAGUUAACCACAGCGGAACUAUUGCAGCAACAAUAUGACCGAUACCCGGAGAAAGUGGCAGUAGUCUCUCGAUGGCAGAAAACAACCUUGACUUACCGGUCAUUAUUCGAUUCCAGCCGGGAAAUAGCACAGGCCCUUGUUGCUCAUGGAGUCCGCCCGACUGAUCGUGUGGUCGUGUUGGCAGGAAAUUCCAUUGAGUAUGUCGAAUUAUUGUUUGCGGUUGGUGGGAUCGGAUCAGUCUUUACUAUCAUGAACCCCACAUUCACAGCGGAGGAGGUUCUGGCUACAGUCGAUUCCAUAGGUAUUAUAAGAUUCUUGUUGCUUGUAUACUGGUCGCUAGUCUUCGCAAUUUUUAUCGCGGAUAGGAUUGGUUUCCGCAACAAUGCAAAGCUUCUGAAGGAGCUUGCAGAUAAGCACCAGAAUACUUCACUUAUUGUACAGCUAGGAACAGCUGAGAAAGUGUCUAGUAAUGUUCUCAGUUGGCACGAGCUCUGUCACGUACAGACCAGUAAGACCCAGCCUGAUCUGCAUUCUUUGGAGCAAUAUUGGGGACGAGACCCGCAGGAUGCAUUAUGCAUACAGUUUACCAGUGGUACUACUGGUUCUCGUAAGGCCACAAUAGGCACACAUAGGAACCUCAUCAACAAUGCUUUGCUAGUCGGAUCGCGCCUUGGCUUGACACCAGAUGAUAUAUUAUGCUGUUCUCCACCUUUGUUCCAUUGCUUUGGUCUGGUAUGUGGACCAUUGGCAACAGUGAUCCACGGUAGUACAGUCAUUAUCCCCUCAGAUGUGUUCAACGCAGAUGCAAGUCUCCGGGCCAUGUCCGAAGAAAGUUGCACUGUGGUCAACGCAGUACCAACAAUGUUUCAAGCGAUGCUAGAUCAUGCGAAAGCAAAGACACUUGCGCUUAGACUUUGCCUACGCACUGGUAUUAUCGCGGGCUCGAGCCUUUCUGAGACCCUUAUACAGAGAUUGAGUGUGGAACUGGGACUGACUGGCCUUGCCUAUCCCUUUGACUUAGGUAUGACAGAGCUCUCUUGCGUGAGCUUUAUGACUACACCAUCCAAGGUCUCCCUAUUAAAUGACCGAUCAUCAGUUGGCACUCCUCUACCUCAUACAUCUGCUAAGGUUGUGGAUAGCGACCUGAUAACUCUCCCUCCAGACACUCGGGGAGAACUCCUGGUAUCUGGGUACCUUUUGUUCAGCGGAUAUUACAAGAAUCCCCAGAAAACAGAGGAAGCCAUUGUAAGAGAUGCCCAAGGCCAGCCGUGGCUACGAACGGGCGAUAUCGUAACAUUGAGCGCCUCUGGCGCAUGCGAGAACAUUGCCCCAGGAGACGUUGAGAAGGUCCUCGAGCAGCAUCCGGAUAUUGCAACAGCGGCUGUGGUUGGCAUUCCUAAUGUGCGCUUGGGGGAAAUGAUCACUGCAUUUAUUCAACGCGCGCCAGAUGCCCAAGGAGGGCUCAAGAGCAAGGAUGUCAAGAUAUGGUUGAGAAGUCGGAUCGCCACUCAUAAGAUUCCUGAUCAUGUGCUCUGGAUUGGUGAAGAUGCAGGGGUCCCUGAUCGGUUGCCUGUGAAUGCCAGUGGGAAGGUUCUCAAGACUGAGCUUAGUGCUAUUGCGAGCAGUUUGGUGAGAGGAGAUUUGUGUUAG